Molecule: messenger RNA, 1813 nt
Organism: Copidosoma floridanum
Lineage: Eukaryota; Metazoa; Arthropoda; Insecta; Hymenoptera; Encyrtidae
Gene: Ttc26
Product: tetratricopeptide repeat domain 26
Biological process (GO): intraciliary anterograde transport; intraciliary transport involved in cilium assembly
Cellular component (GO): ciliary base; intraciliary transport particle B; ciliary basal body
Molecular function (GO): protein binding; intraciliary transport particle B binding
Source: RefSeq, a predicted model, not a curated record
UCCAAAGAUCCCCCAACUGGUAGAAAAAGUAUGUCACAAAGUGGCAUUUCCUCCGUCAAGUGAGCAAAGUAAGCACAUUCCCGUUGGUAAAAAAAAAUGAUCCUAUCACGAGCAAAACCGGCUUCCGGCGGCGACUCCAGCAGCCACGCGCGAAAAUCCGUGACCAACCGGGGCCGGGAGGUCCCGUCGCUCGAGGAGUUCCUGGGCCGGCGCGACUACACGGGCGCCCUGACCCUCCUCGAGUUCAGUGCCGAAGACAACGGCUCGACCGCUCCCCCGGUGUCGCUGCCAGCAGCCAGCUGGGACGAAGUCCAGACCUGGAUCGCCUACUGCGCCUUUCACCUCGGCGACUACCGCAAGGCCGCCGACGUUUACGAGAAGCUGAACAAGCUCGAGGUCGCGGCCUACCUCGCCUGCUGCUACUUCUACCUCGGCAUGUACCCCGAGGCCCGGAACACCCUGGCCCAGGCACCCGACAGUGCCCUCAAGACCCGGCUGUUGCUGCAUCUCGCCUUCAAACUCGAGGAUAAGAUGCAGUUGCAAGAGUACGAGGACAAGCUUCAGGAGAGCGUCGAGGACCAAUUGUGCCUGGCGUCGGUGCACUACCUUCGGGCGCACUAUCAAGAAGCCAUAGACAUUUACAAAAAGGUCCUGCUGGAGAACAGAGACUACCUCGCUCUUAACGUGUACGUGGCUCUGUGCUACUACAAGCAGGACUACUACGAGGUGGCCCAAGAGGUCCUCGAGGUCUACCUGCAAAAGUACCCGGACAGCGCCACGGCCAUCAAUCUGAAGGCCUGCAACCACUUUCGCAACAACAAGAGCACCACGAAAAUGAUCGAGAUGAAGCAGCUGAUCAACAAAGUCUCGAACACCAGCACCUUCGGCAACGACCUCAUUCAGCACAACACGGUCGUUUUCAGAAACGGCGAGGGUGCCCUGCAAAUACUGCCGAGCCUGGUGGACGUGAUACCAGAGGCCAGACUGAACCUCGUGAUAUACUACCUACGCCAGAACGAGACUCAGGAGGCCUACGAGCUCAUCAAGAACCUGGAGCCCAGCGUGCCCCAGGAGUACGUGCUCAAAGGCAUCGUAUACGCGGUCGUCGGCCAGGAGCGGAAUUCGCAAGAGUUCAUCAAAAUAGCCCAGCAGUACUUCCAGCUGGUGGGCACCUCGGCCUCGGAGUGCGACACCGUUCCCGGCCGGCAGUGCAUGGCUUCCUUCUACUUCUUGUACCGGCAGUUCAAGGACGUGCUGGUCUACCUCAACUCGAUCAAAACAUUCUUUUCUAACGUCGACAGCUUCAAUUUCAAUUACGCCCAGGCGCACUUGGCCACGGGACACUACAAGGAGGCCGAGGAGGCGUUUCUGGCGAUUAGGAACGAGCGCUACCGCAACGAUUUCACGUACAUGAGCCUCCUGUCGUACUGCUACAUUAUGAACAAGAAGGGCCAGCUGUCGUGGGAGCUCUACUUGAAAAUGGAGCCAUCGACGGAGUCGUUCAAUCUUUUGCAGUUGAUAGCCAACACUUGUUACACGGUGGGAGAUUUUUGGUACGCGGCUAAGGCCUUCGAUAUGCUGGAGCGACUGGACCCGUCGCCCGAGCACUGGGAAGGAAAGCGCGGCGCGUGCUGCGGCACUUUCCAGUACAUCGUGGCUGAGAAGUUGCCAAAAGAACUUUUGCCAGAGAUAGUCAAGAUUCUCAAAAAUACAAACGUUUCUCAAGCCCCGCAGAUCAUUCGAGUGAUGCGCAAGUGGGGAAAGGACAAUCGAGUUUCUUGUUAAUGUGGUAUUCGUUUAUUGGAAUGUUGGU